Molecule: messenger RNA, 2778 nt
Organism: Exophiala bonariae
Lineage: Eukaryota; Fungi; Ascomycota; Eurotiomycetes; Chaetothyriales; Herpotrichiellaceae
Exons: 2
Coding region: 1-2778 (925 amino acids)
Biological process (GO): DNA-templated transcription; regulation of transcription by RNA polymerase II
Cellular component (GO): chromatin
Molecular function (GO): RNA polymerase II cis-regulatory region sequence-specific DNA binding; DNA-binding transcription factor activity, RNA polymerase II-specific; zinc ion binding
Source: RefSeq, a predicted model, not a curated record
AUGGACUCGACAUUGUCGGCGACAGCCUCUGGUAGGAUCAAGAGGAAGCAGUCUGGCAACAAGUCCAAAACUCUCCCUUGCCCGCACUGUCAACGUCUCUUUGCUCGCCUGGAACACCUUCAGAGACACAUUCGUACACAUACCAAGGAGAAGCCUUUCAUCUGCGAAAUCUGCUCAAAGACUUUCGCACGAAGCGACCUGCUUGUCCGUCACGAGAGGCUCGUCCAUCCAGGCGAAGAAGAUCAGCAUACCACAAGAAAAUCCCACAAACAUCAUGUUCAGAAGUUCAACGAUACUGCGCAUGUGGCUCAGCCACAGCCAGCUCAUCAGCCCUCUUCUGAUCCCAUGGACAUUACUUCCCAGCAGAGUCAACCCAUGAUGUCGCCUCAAGCUACCCAUGAAGCGCGAGGCAUGAUGGAUAUGCUCGAUCCACAGCUCAUGCAACCUACCAAUGGUAUUUCGUCACAGCAACAACCCGUCAUGGGCGCACCUCCUCUCGAUCCUUCUUGGGGCUAUGAUUUAAAUCUCCUCUCUCAUGCUGCAAGCCAUGUAGCUUCAAGUGGUCAAGAUCAUUACAUGGCCAAUCUGCCCCAGGUGUCUCAUGAACAAAUGCACGAGCCUCUACAGCAGAUAAUGCCUGUUGUCUCAGAAGCGCAGUAUCAGCCUCGAAUGCUCACAGAGGGAUACGGCCAUCCGACGCCUAUGUUUGAGCCUCCUGAUCUUGGUGAUCCUAUGCAGGACUUCACUGUCUUCCUUGAUAGCGUGGGCCUAUCUUCCGAAUGGUAUGCCAAUAUGUUUGGAAAUGAUCAGGUAGAAUCUUAUCAGUCGCCAGAACUCCGAGGCGACCACCUCAAUAUCUCCCGACCUCAUUUGAAUGGCGAACAUCCACCGGAUGCCAAACUUGGCGUACCACAAGAUGAAACCGGCACCUUUUCUCGAUUCGGCUCGCGACUACCAUCCCUUCAACCAGAGUCCAAAGAUCCUGACGCGAAGCCAUCGGACCCUCGAAAUGCCGCCAUAGAAGAAAUCGAAGCUGCUAAGGUUAGAACAAAUUGGGACGUCUCUGACUCCGACCGACAGGUAUUUGCAACCAAAUUGGCGACCUUUGACACUGUUAUGCCCAAAGGUUUUAUUCCACCCUCACGGCAUUCACUCUCCCGAUAUCUAGCCGGCUACGUUAAUGGCUUCCACGAGCACUUGCCCUUCAUUCAUGUUCCCACUUUGCAAGUUGCCGGCAGCGCACCCGAGUUGAUCCUCGCUUUAGCUGCUGUUGGUGCACAAUAUCGUUUUGAGAAUAGUCGAGGCAUUGAGCUGUUCUAUGCGGCAAAAGCUGUGGUGAUGGAACAAAUUCGGCGACGUGAUGAGCUAGCUCUUCCUCACUCAUGGAACAGACCAAGGACAGGCUCGACGGCUCAAUCACCACCGGGAGGUGGCUUCACCGCUCAGAGUCAUUCCAGCAGUCCAUUUCAAUAUGUUUCACCGGAUGAUGUGGUUCCCACUGAUACCAAGGAGCAAAUGGAUUCAAUUCAGGCACUUCUCCUGCUGAGCGCCUUCGCCACAUGGGAGAGACAUACUGAGUUGCUGCGUGAGGCUCUGGCUUUUCAGAGUAUUCUUGCACGUCUGGUGCGCGAAGCAGGUCUAAUAUCACCGGAAGUAUUACAACCUUCAGAGGAGCUGACUUGGGAGGACUGGAUCAGAACUGAAGGAGAGAAGCGGACCAAACUGAUUGUCUAUUGUUUCUUCAAUCUUCAUUCAAUCACCUGGAACAUCCCCCCACUCAUUCUGAAUUCCGAAAUCAAGCUCAAUCUUCCAGAUCCUGCAAACGAAUGGAAAGCUACGACCGCCGAACAGUGGCAGAAGCUGCAUCUAGCGAAUGCCUCACCGCCAAUAUCUUUUCAGACUGCGUUCUCUCGACUCUUCACCAAACAGAGUCAAACUCCUCCAACCCCGAUCUCACCGCUUGGAAACUAUGUCUUGAUCCACGCCGUCAUCCAACAGAUUUUUUUUGCCCGACAACUGUCGUUAGCUUGGCCAGGAGUUGCAGGAUCCAGUUUGAGAAUCGAGGACAUUUCGGUGCUAGAUCGUGGUCUGAGCUCUUGGAAGACAGGAUGGAGACGGACUCCGGAGUCGAGUCUCGAUCCCCAAAACCCCAAUGGCCCUGUCGCCUUCACAUCGACAGCUCUACUGGGAUUGGCUUAUAUCAGACUGCAUGUUGACAUGGGACCAUUACGGCAUCUAGAGACGAGAGAUGCCACACAGAUUGCCACUUCAUUGCUCAACACCCCAGACAUACGUCGUGACCCUCGUCUGACGCCAGCAUUACUGCAUUCGGCACACGCACUGUCAAUACCGGUGCGCCUAGGAAUUGAUUUUGUCGCACGCACUCAAACAUUUUUCUGGUCGAUACAGCAUUCUCUCUGCAGUCUCGAGUGUGCAUUCCUUCUGUCGAAAUGGCUUGCUAUUCUGUCCCGACUCGAGACAGAGGGCGGGCCUCCAGUCACAGAACACGAACGUAAACUUCUUUUGUGGGUCCGGAGUCUAUUGGACGAGACAGAGAUGACGAUUCCCUUGGACGGUGAUGCAAAUGACCACACGCUUUUGCACGAAUCACGAGAAUUACUUGCCGACACUCAGAAGAUGAAGGCGUUAUCGGUUGCCGUUGUUCGAGUGUGGAGCAAGACAUUCAAGGGCAAUACUAGCUGGGCAAUUGUCGACAUGAUUGGCAGCGCACUGGAGUUGUAUGCCAAUAUGUUGGAGCAAGAACUUCUCGAACAGUGA